GACACCGAAGAAAGACGGAAAUGGAGUUGGUGGAACAGUCACGAAGUGGGUGCGCACUGUGACAGAGCAGUGUGUUUUCUACUUUAUAAACCUGUUCUCGGUAUUAUUUUUAUUUUUAUUUGCGUUACCAAACAGGUGAAGGCUUGACACAUCACUCGGAGCCAGGUUAGUGCUUAUUAUACGUCAGUUUGGGGUUUUAGUGAAUACCGAAAGGAAACUGAAGCGGGCCCGUGAAGCCAUGGCUGACAGUAUGGAUGAAGAGAUGCCGGAAGAGACUUUGCCCAUGCAGCAGGACCUGACCUGUCCCGUGUGUCAGGGCGUGUUCCGGGACCCCGUGCUGCUGCCGUGUACCCACACCUUCUGUCGGGAGUGUCUGCAGAGGAGUUUUCAGUUUAACAGAAAGUGUCCCGUCUGCAGGGAAGUGUUCAAGGAAGAGGACCCAAUCGCCAACCGCGCGCUCAGCAGCGCGUGCGAGACCUUCCUCAAAGAGUCGAGUUUGCGUACGAACCGGAAACGGCCCACCAAUGAGAACAACUGUAGGCUGCACCUGAAGCCGCUGGAGCUGUACUGUGAGAAGGAUGAGGAGCCCGUGUGUGUGGACUGUGUGACUCUACACAACACACAUAAGCUGUGGUCAGUGAGAGACGGGGCACCCAUGUGUAAGAAUGAGCUGAACUUCAAAGUCCAGAUUUUUGAAAAGAAAGUGGAGUCAUACAAGAAAAUGACCCGUAAACUGAGCAACACGGUGGAGUUCAUCAAGUAUCAAGCGGGGCAGGCAGAGAAGCAGAUCAAGGCAGAGUUUGAGAGGCUCCACAAGGUGCUCGUCACAGAGGAAGCUCUGCGUCUCAAAGCCCUGGCUGCAGAGGAGGAGCAGAAGAUUGCUGCCGUAAAGGAGCUGAUUGAAAACACAAACAAGGACAUUGAAACUCUGACCAAGAUCAGUGAUACUCUGAAGAGAGAGAUGGGCAACGAGGAUCUGCCCUUCCUGCGGAAUUUCCAGAAGUUAAAGAGAGAAGCCCAGUGGACUCAGGACGAUCCUUGUCUCCCUAACGACUCUCUUUUGAACAUGGGCAAGCAUGUCGGUUCUCUGAGCUUCAACAUCUGGAAGAACAUGCAGGCCCAUGUCAGAUAUAAUCCAGUGGUGUUGAACCCAAACUCAGCCUCUCCAUGGCUUUCUAUCAACGCAGACCUGUCCAGUGUGAAGGAGAGCUCCGAGCGCCUGACCACCCCAGACAACCCGGAGCGCUUUGAUCCCUGCGUCUUUGUCGUCGGUGCUGAAGGUUACACCUCCGGGAAACACAAAUGGGAUGUUAUUGUUGGUGACAACCCCAAGUGGAUUGUGGGCGUGUGCAAGGAGUCAGUGCCCCGAAAGAAGAAGUUCACGGUCUCUACGAACCGUGGUGUGUGGUCCAUAGGACUGAGCAAAGGGGUCUACACUGUCUCGACACCUGAGCGUACAGAGGUGCAGGUGCAGCAGCGCCCUGAAAGGAUCCGUAUUAAGCUGAAUAUAGAUAAGGGAGAGGUAUCAUUUUGGGACGGGGGAGCAGCAAAGCACCUUGUCACUUUAACACACAAGUUUGAUGAGAGGAUGUAUCCUAUUUUCGGCCCUGGGCUCCAUAGUACACCUAUGAUUGUGGCUCCAGCAAAAAUAGCUGUACACACCUCAUGAUGGGCCAGUGUACUGCAGAGGGAUAGUUGUUGACCUAACGGAGCUUUUUUAAAAAACAAGAUGAACAACACUUCAAUCAGGGGUGAAUUACAAGUUAAUGUAGUAAAUAAAAGAUUAAAAUCUGCCAUUGAGGAGAGAUGAAACAACAUUUAGGAAGACGAACAGGCAUGGGAUCAUUAAAGAAUAUUAAAGACACAAUACACUGAUUGAAAACCUCACAAAAGUUCAGUUUUUAAGACAGACUGGGGCUAACUUUAAAUUUAGCAUAAGGAACUUGUGUCAGAAAAAAAUGUCAUAAAGAAAUUCAGUUUAUUAAAAGGCUUGCAGCUGCAUGAUGCAUACUGCUGGAUACUGACGGCCUACAGGAAUCUGCAGCAACUGAGAUGUGAUGGUUUUCUCAGCCUGCAGAGGAUGAUGGAGUCCAAAGUUUUUAGAUGUGCCUUAGCUGGAGGAAACUGGAUUGACCGGGCUUUACUCACUUUAUUACGGAGAGACAGACCAGAAUUUAAAAAAGUGACCAAUACUGAUAAACAGUCUCUCUUGAUUUGUCAUCAUGCUGGAGGAAAUCUGUGACAUCCUUAAUCAUUAAUAUGCGAGUAGUGAAUAAAGAAAAGAGUGUGAACAUAAUUGAAGUUGCUUGCUUCAGUAGGUCAUGGGGCUGUCGUGGUAGUAGCUAUAUUAUCUUUACAUUUUCAGCAAUUUCAGUUCUAUCAGGAAUGAAUUGAAUGGAGUGCCUUUAUGCUCGGGAAAUCUUUUAAGCAUUGUAUUUUUAUAUGAUUUUGUUGAUUCUGCUCAAAUGUAGUGAUCUAACAUUUUUGUAUUUGAUUGCUUUUCAUUGCACACUACACAAAGUUGUAUUGCUCGGCAGGACACAGCUGAGGCAAGACUUUGAGGGUGGAUGUAUGACUAUUACUACUGCUCUGGUAUGCAGAAAUCUGAAUUUGCUGUCUCCAGAUGAGCACUUGAUUGAUAAACAUUAUGCAUAUUGAUGUGGUGAGAUUGCAUACAGGUAAAGGAUGUGACAAACUUUUUUUUUUUUUGAACCAUAUAUUAAAAUAUAAUAAAAAUGCA
Epinephelus fuscoguttatus (brown-marbled grouper) is the source of this 2740-nucleotide messenger RNA. It is a transcript of the gene trim35-28, whose product is annotated as tripartite motif containing 35-28. Gene Ontology annotation, molecular function: ubiquitin-protein transferase activity; zinc ion binding; protein binding. The record is from RefSeq and is a predicted model, not a curated record. Bases 239 to 1669 code for a protein of 476 amino acids. NCBI's taxonomy places the organism in Eukaryota, Metazoa, Chordata, Actinopteri, Perciformes, Serranidae. The transcript is spliced from 6 exons. Gene Ontology annotation, biological process: protein ubiquitination.